Molecule: messenger RNA, 828 nt
Organism: Drosophila willistoni
Lineage: Eukaryota; Metazoa; Arthropoda; Insecta; Diptera; Drosophilidae
Product: loricrin-like
Exons: 1
Coding region: 1-828 (275 amino acids)
Source: RefSeq, a predicted model, not a curated record
AUGCUGUUUUCUGAGCGUCGUCAGUUGCUCGUCCAGGCUGGGGGAGGCGGAAGCAGCAGAUGUGAUUGGUCAGCGGCCAAGGGAACGUUAGAGUCAGCGACGGGUGCGGCAAGCGAGGCAGCAGUAUGUACAGGUUCCGGCAUGCAUGGCAUCGAGCCGGGCGGCUGGCGUCAUCGUCAGUUGAAGAGCAGGAGUAAUACCGGAGGUACCAGUGGCGCGAAUCGCGGCCGACUGUACAGCGGGCAGGGCAGCGGUAGGCUCGGCAGCGGCAGGCUCGGAAGCGGCAGUCGAGACAGCAGCGGGUACUGCAGAGGCAGGCAUGUAAACCGCGGGCACGGCAGCAGCGGGUACGGCAAGCAAGGCAGCCGCAUGCAUGGCGGACAUGUAAGAGGCGGGCACAGCAAAGGCGGGUACGACAGCGAAGGGCACGGCAACAGCGGGUGCGGCAACGACGUCAAUGGCAGCGGCGGGUACAUCGGCCACAGGUACUGCAGCGGCAGCCACAGCAGGGGUUGCGGCAGCAGCGGGCACUGCUGCGGCGGGUACAGCGGCAACAGGUACUGCAGCAGCAGGCACAACAGGGGUGCGGCAGCAGUGGGUCGGGCAGCGGCGGGCACAGCGGCAUCAGUGGAUAUGACGAUGGGUACGGCAGCAGGAGACACGGCAACGGGGUCAGCGGCAGCGGCAGUGCUCAAUGAUGCGUGCAUUCGGCGAAUUUGCACGAGUGUGGCGGACAGCGGUACUUCAACUCCGCUUGCGCGGAGAGCUCUCACCAUCUCCUCUUUGGUAAUUCCCCAUCGUGGAGCUGGUCAGGACAAUUUGACCUGA